UAUUGCUUUAUUUGCGAGACGCGAAAACAUACCGAGCGAGAAACAAAGAAAGAGGGGAAAAAACAAACCAACCGAAGAGCCCAAACCCUAACUUCGACGAUCUCAUGGCGAACGACAAUCAGAUCGAAUCUCACCACCGCAAGAAGCACCACCGUUCGUCAUCAUCCUCCGACGAAGCCGAUAAAUCAUCUAAACGCCACAAGCACCGUCACCACCACAAGCGCCAUCACAAGCGACAUCGCCGUGACAGGAAGCGCGAAGAUGAGAUUCCAUCGGGAGAAGAUGAGGCAGAGCCGAUGGAUGCUACUCCGAUUGGAGUUAGUGACGGCGGUGGGGAUGACGUUGAGGAAGGGGAGAUUCUAGAUGAGCAAGGGCUCGCCAAUGUUAAGACUCUAGAUUCCGAAAUCAAAUCCGAUCAGAUUCAAGACAACGAUCUGACUUCCAAUGGUGUUCUAACUCGUGAAUCUACAAGGGAGGACAAGAGGUUGUAUAAAGAAUCUGGGGGACUUUUGGAGAGAGUUGGUAAAACAAGUUAUGAUAAUGGCAGGAGUUCGUUUUCUUCGGACAACUCUGAAGAUAAGCAUAAGAGUAGUAACCGGUCUCUGACAGAGAGCCGACAGUGUAACGAAGUCCGUGCGAGGAGUAGGUCUAAGUCACAUGAUCGGGAGAGGGAAAUAUCUAGAUCAAGGGUUGUUGCGGAGGAGGAUGAGUUUUCGGUCAGAGGAAGACAUCGUGACUCUAGUAGGGAGUAUCGUCAUGACAGAGUUGACUAUGGGAGGACUGUGGAAAAAUAUCAUCGACGGGGGCGAUAUGAAGAAGAUGACAGGGGAUAUACUCGAGAAGUCAAGGAAGGAGAAAGAAGCAAGGAGAGGGAGGGAAGCGUACGAGACAGGGAUUCAGAGGUAAGUAAACGGAGGGAGAGAGAUAGUGAUCGGAGGAGCGAUAGAGGACGAGAGAAAAGGAGGGAGAUAGAGGCUGACCGUGAAAGGGGAAAAGACAGGGAACGGGAGAGUAGCAUUGAUAGGGACAGGAGAAGGGAGAGGGGAGGACGAGAUAGAGACAAUGAAAGAGGUAUGAGCGUCAAUAGGGAAAGGAGAAGGGAGAGGGAAGGAGAUUAUUUACGAGAUAGAGACAAUGGAAGAGGUAGGAGUAGAGAUAGAACAAGAUAUGAUAGCCGAGAGAGGAUGAGAGAAAAAGAAAGGGAGAGUGACAAAGAUAGAGGUAAAGGGAAAGAAAUCCAGGCUGAUAGUGAGAAGUUUAAAAGUGUUGAAGUGGACGACAGCGAAAGGUCGAAAAAUGAGAAUAAUAAAGAUGAUAAUGACAAAGAAUUUAUAUGGAAGUCUCCGGAAGAAAUAGAAGAGGAAGAAUUAAAUAAGAUCAGGGAGAGCAUAGAGAAAUUUAAAAAGAAGUCCGAGCAGCAAAGUGAGCUUAUUUCGCAGGAUAAGGGGAAAGGUGUCGUUAAAAAAAGCAGUGCUCCAGAUUCGGCUUCUUCUGUAGUUGGUGACGUUGCUAAAACCUCAUUAACAGCUGGUGGGCCACCUACUAUGCCUGUAAUAUCAAACUCGGAGAAGACUCAAGCUCCAGCAGGGCUUGGCGAAGGUAGCCCAAAGAGUGAAAGAUCAGCUGACAUGUUCCAUGAUGAUAUAUUUGGAGAGUCCCCAGCUGCUAAUCAUAAAGUGGCUCACAUGCGAGGGAAAGGUGAUGGAGUUCCAAUGGUAAGGAGCGGGCUUCAUGACAAUUGGGAUGAUGCAGAGGGUUAUUACAGCUAUCAGUUUGGCGAGCUAAUUGACGGCAGAUAUGAAGUCAUUGCUACUCAUGGAAAAGGCGUUUUCUCUACUGUCGUUCGUGCAAAAGAUUUAAAAGCUGGACCAGCUGAACCUGACGAAGUUGCUAUAAAAAUUAUUCGUAACAACGAGACAAUGCAUAAAGCUGGCCAGACUGAGGUUCAGAUAUUGAAGAAGCUGGCUGGUGCUGACCAAGAUGACAAGAGGCACUGUGUUCGUUUGCUUUCAAGUUUUAAGUACCGGAAUCACCUUUGCUUGGUGUUUGAGUCGCUCCAUUUGAAUCUUCGUGAGGUCUUGAAGAAGUUUGGCCGUAACAUUGGCCUUAAACUCUCUGCUGUUAGGUCCUAUUCAAAGCAGCUAUUCAUUGCCCUUAAACAUCUGAAGAAUUGUGGGGUUCUUCACUGCGAUAUAAAACCUGACAACAUGCUGGUGAAUGAGAACAAAACCGUGUUAAAGCUUUGUGACUUUGGUAAUGCAAUGUUUGCUGGAAAAAACGAAGUCACACCAUAUCUCGUUAGUCGCUUUUACAGAUCCCCUGAAAUCAUUCUGGGGCUGGCUUAUGACCAUCCGCUUGAUAUAUGGUCGGUUGGCUGCUGUCUGUAUGAGCUUUAUUGCGGGAAAGUUCUUUUCCCGGGCGCCACAAAUAAUGAUAUGUUACGCCUUCAUAUGGAACUAAAAGGCCUUUUCCCCAAAAAGAUGCUUCGGAAGGGAGCAUUUAUUGAUCAGAACUUUGAUCACGACUUGAACUUUUACGCUACAGAGGAGGACACUGUUAGUGGGAAGAUGAUGAAGAGAAUGAUUGUAAAUGUAAAGCCAAAAGAUUUUGGUUCAAUUAUUAAGGGUUACCCUGGUGAGGAUCCCAAGAUGGUGGCUCAUUUCAGGGAUCUCUUAGACAAGAUGUUCAUCCUUGAUCCAGAGAAGAGACUGACUGUGUCACAGGCAUUAGCUCACCCAUUCAUCACUGGCAAGUGAAACCAUGUUGUCGUUUUCUCUCUCUCUGUUAUAUCAAGAAAUGCUGUUGUCCUAGAUAUUUUUGUACAUUGCACAUCUUAAUUUUAAUAUGAGGUUCUAAUCUUUGAACUGUCUCCAUCUUCCUUCUGCUGCGUGAGAGCGUUGGUUACAAUAUCGGCAUGGGUGAUGGUUUUUGGGUGACCACUGCGAUUCUCAAUGGGAAUUUACUGGUUUUAUUGUAAGACAACCUGCUAAUGGCGCUCUCUUUCUUUAUACUGCUGUGUAAUCUCAUUGCCGACUUUACUCAUUGUAGACGUCUAUGUUUGGAAACAUUCCAUCCGAAUAAGGAGAGGGCUAUUCUGAAUCAUAUUUUAAUUAUAUGAAAACUCUGUGAAUAUCGUUUGUGAUAGUGAAUUGUUUCAUUCUU
Molecule: messenger RNA, 3162 nt
Organism: Raphanus sativus (radish)
Lineage: Eukaryota; Viridiplantae; Streptophyta; Magnoliopsida; Brassicales; Brassicaceae
Product: serine/threonine-protein kinase prp4
Exons: 12
Coding region: 105-2756 (883 amino acids)
Biological process (GO): peptidyl-threonine phosphorylation; mRNA cis splicing, via spliceosome; peptidyl-serine phosphorylation
Molecular function (GO): protein serine/threonine kinase activity; ATP binding
Source: RefSeq, a predicted model, not a curated record